Trichophyton verrucosum HKI 0517 is the source of this 444-nucleotide messenger RNA. RefSeq lists its product as uncharacterized. Bases 1 to 444 code for a protein of 147 amino acids. NCBI's taxonomy places the organism in Eukaryota, Fungi, Ascomycota, Eurotiomycetes, Onygenales, Arthrodermataceae. Gene Ontology annotation, biological process: vesicle-mediated transport. The transcript has a single exon. Gene Ontology annotation, cellular component: membrane. The record is from RefSeq and is a predicted model, not a curated record.
AUGAAGAGGAAGUUCCUUGCGAGCUAUAAUCCAGACAGCACGGAUUACGCUGCUUUGCCAGCUUACGGAUGUGCUGCCUUUAACAAUGACUUACGUGGCUUGCUACACACUUUCAACACAACUCCCCCAUCUGAUUCACUAGCUUCGGCCAGGAGAGAGAUCGAUAACGUUCGAGAUAUCAUGACCGAGAAUAUUGAGCGCGUUCUAGAGAGGGGAGAGCGUAUUGAUACCCUGAUUGAUAAGACUGAUAGGCUCGGAAGCAGUGCUCGUGAUUUCAGAGUACGUAGCCGGGAUCUACGGCGCCGGAUGUGGUGGAAGAAUACCAAGGUUAUGGUCUUGCUGAUAGUCGUGGUCUUGUUUUUGAUAUACUUGUUUGUUGGCAUGGGAUGUGGCCUGCCAGCAUGGGGAAGCUGUGUUGGACAUGGAGCCCGCCACGAGGAAUGA